AUGGUGUCGGCAAUGGGUACUUUUAUGGUUGAUACCUACGCUACUUCUUACUACAAGAAAUCACACUUGAACAAAGCUGGGCGCGAUGAAGAGAUGGUAGUUGAUGGGCAUGUUCAUGUCCACACGCAUGCCACCCAUGAUCAUGCCCAUGGAUCGAUACUUUUUGUAGGGGAUUCGGAUUCAUCUGAACUGCUUCGAUAUCGUGUUAUAUCACAGGUUUUGGAGUUGGAGAUUAUAGUCCACUCUGUAAUUAUUGGAAUUUCCUUGGGUGCUUCUGAAACUCCAAAAACCAUAAGGCCUCUUGUGGCUGCCUUGACAUUUCAUCAAUUUUUUGAGGGCAUGGGACUUGGUGGAUGCAUGGCUCAGGAGAACAACCCAACUGCUCUAAUCGUCGAGGGGGUUUUAAACGCAGCAUCAGCAGGGAUAUUGAUCUGUAUGGCACUUGUGGAUCUUCUCUCAGCUGAUUUUAUGAACCUAAGAAUGCAGAACAAUGGACAGCUUCAGUUAAAGGCUAAUGCUUCCCUCCUUUUUGGUGCUGGCUUCAUGUCUCUCUUGGCUAAAUGGGCUUGA
This is a messenger RNA of Ilex paraguariensis (yerba mate), 570 nucleotides long. NCBI's taxonomy places the organism in Eukaryota, Viridiplantae, Streptophyta, Magnoliopsida, Aquifoliales, Aquifoliaceae. The record is from the annotation of a GenBank genome assembly.